UUUCAGAACAAAAAACAGUACGUUCGGAAAAAACAGAAAAAUUUUGCCAUUUUCACAAUAAAAAAAAACCGCAAAACAGGUGCUUCAAAAUCAGUACAGUACUGCUAAAAUCAAUACGGAUGGUCACCGUAGUUUUUACAAAAUGAAGAGGAGCGUGAUUGGGGGUGCUGGUAUACUAGAAUUUAUAAAUGAAAUGCCAUCUAGAUCUAGCUCGGAAUCAUCAUCAAGCUCUGAGGAAUCGGAUAGGCAGGACACCAAUAAAUGCCAAAACUUUUGCAAAGUCAUUGGAGGCUAUGUCAAGAAUGAAUUCAAAUCGCACAUGAGAUUGCGGCGUUCGACCGUGGAAUAUUUUAUAGAGAAAUAUACAAAUAGCAUUGAGCCCAAAACAAAUACUGGUGGAUGAGAAAUUGUACCACCUGAAUAACACCGUCACUUUACGGCAGCUUACUAAUUUGUUUGGAGCGUCUUCUUCAACUGCUUGGACAAAGUAGCAUUUUAGUAGCCCCUUGGUUUCCACCGCCGUCCAUGUCAUACGUUUUCUGCAACAAAUUUAAUUUAUAUUAAAGUUUUUUAUUCAAUAAAUUCAAUACAAAACACUUA
This is a messenger RNA of Zeugodacus cucurbitae (melon fly), 600 nucleotides long. RefSeq lists its product as uncharacterized. Lineage: Eukaryota; Metazoa; Arthropoda; Insecta; Diptera; Tephritidae. The record is from RefSeq and is a predicted model, not a curated record. The transcript is spliced from 3 exons. The coding region runs from base 143 to 403 and encodes 86 amino acids.